GCAUUAAUAAACACUUACAUCUGCUUACAAUUACAUUGGAGCGUGUUACACCAUUUAUUAAAUGUUUAUAUACUACUUAUAAAGCCUUGAAGUAAGUUGUUGCCCUAUUUGUAGCACAUUUCAUACAGAUUAAUAGCAUUUACGUUGAUGAGGUAACUGCAUUCACUAACUUGUGAGAAUCAUUUUUGCACUAUGCAAACACAUCAGGAUGAAGCACGGAGCUCACAGACGGACACUGACUCCUAAGCUCCUUCGGGGGGCGAUGUUCUGCAGCUGCUGACCCGUCUGUGGACAACAGCAAACAAAAGGAGUCUUUCGCAGCAGGAAUCAUUACAAUACAUUUUUUAUUAAGUGCCACCUUUCUGCUUCACUGUGUGGUGUUAGUUGAGUCCAGAUAUGUCCUGGUGAACAGCAGGAUGAUUAGCCUCUAUUUGCUCUAAAUCCCCCCUCCACUGAGAACUGUAAUUCAUGAGAAACUUUUCGCCCCCCUCUCUGAAGAUCUGGUCGAAUGUUGCGUCUGGUGAUUUUACAUCAUUUCUCUCCGCCUUCCAACAAUCCGAUUUCAGUGCCUUGAGUAGGCUGGAUCUCCGCCUCUAGAGCUCUGAGUAAGACCAGCCAUGUGACAAAACACUGGGCUGAUUAGAAACCCAACCUGACAAGAGGUUUUUCUUUUCUCUGGGGAACAGUCAGUUGUUCGUAGGUGCACAGCUGUGCAUCAUUUUCUGAACUCAAAAUGAGAUUUUAGUGAGAUUUUGCCAAAAAAGGUCACACUUCAGCCCACAUGGGUCAGACACCGAUCUGCAGUAAUUUAAUGCAUGAAACUUUUCCUCACUGAGUCAAUGAUAUGAAGUGCAGCUGCUGAUACAUUAAUGACUGAAUGAAAGCCUGUUUUUCCUGCAUAGUGCCCAGUGUACAUAGGCUUACAAGACACUACAAAUACACUGUACUACGGGUCAGAUCCAGAAUGGUGCAUAUCCAUUUUCAAACUACAUUACAAAACAACAUAAGUGGUGAAUAAGGUAAACACUCCCUUUUCUACUAUUUUAGAAUAAGAUCACCUCGUAAAGCCUACCAGGUUCACUAAAGGUCAGGUUUAAAGGGUCAUCCCAUUUAAAGAUGGAUCCACAUAUAACACUAAGAAUUACACAUCUGAUGGGACUGGACUCUGACACAUUUUGCUCAUUUUGCCUCCACAGAAUCAUUGGCUCUUUUAUACAUGUUGUAUGGGAAUUUUUGGUUUGUGGCGGAAGGUUAAUAGUGCUCAUGCAGAACUAACAGGAGUACAAUUACCAAUGGACCCGGCUGUAUAUCUUCAGUAUAUGUUUUAAAUGAUGACUCCCAUUCCCUUUCCCUUUCAGAAAAAAACAAGCAAAGUCUGAGUGGCAGGCGUGACUGCAGGUAAGAUUGUAGUGCAGCAUCACAAACCUCCUCAUGAUAUUUGAGGUACUCACUGGCUUUAGAGCUUUUUGGAUAUUUAUGACCUGGAACUAUCAUCAGCAAGAGUCAAUGAUGCAGUCCUAAUUUGGACAAUGAUAUUUACAACUGAUACAACUGAUAUUUAACUUCUAUCAAAAUGGGAAUGCUCUGUCUGUGCAGGCAUUACAUCAUGUCCAUUGGGGGAGGGAAGAGGAAACCAUAAUUGGAGCAAUUUGACAGGGAAUUCAUAUUUGAUCGAUGUUAGACUAGACAUUAGAUACAGCUAGUUUGUCACAUUUUAGCAUGGCGAAACCCAUUAAAAACAAAUCAUAUUUUAUAACACAGCCAAAACAGAUGCUGAGGGUAAAACUCAACUUGAUUAAUAGGACUGUUAGAUAGCCCGUGUCAGGAUACCUGGAUGCCAAGCCGGCAGCUGAUGCCUCCAUUAUUUUAAUGUGUUUUGUGUGAAUCCGACUAUCAGUUCAGUAGGCUAUCAGCCACGGUCUCGUGGGCCUUUCAGUCAGUCAGUGGGGUUUGCGUGCGACAGCGCCAACCUUUCUCCACAUUCCACAAUGAAAGAGUUUUGUCCCUGCUUUGUGAUUAAGGUCAUCACCAAUUCAGUGCCUGUUUUGUGGCAUUUGAAAGAUGUCCAAUCUCCUGGGUUGGCACAAUCACCCCAUGCCUGUUACCAUGGAAAGCUGGGGCAAGCUAGAACCUCCUCCAUGCGCGUUCCCAAAGUAAAUCUCCACUUUCUGGGGGGUGAGAGCCAAGGGGGUUGGGAGGUAACUUGCGGUCAUCUGUCUCUGCAGUGAAAGUUGCUGGAGGUUCAUGCGCUACACACCCACAAAUUAACCCUCUCCUCUCCCUAUGUGGCUUUUAACAUGCUGUUUUAUGGGCUUAUAUUUCCUCUCAGUGCGCACUGGCGCCCUGUGUAAUAGAUGAAGAUACACUACCCACGCUGGACAUCUAAAGAGGUUAAUUCGGCUGACUCCUCCCAGCGUUGCCAUUUAUCGUAUAAUAAUCGCACCACUUGAGCUUCGCCUUAAAAGUGGGAGGGCUGCUCGAGAGCGCCGGAAAACCUCGAGGAGCUGUCUCCGUUACGCGUGGUGCUGAAAGUGCCACUCGCCGCAUCAUGUGGUCGGUCUUCUUCAUAUUUCUGUCUUAUCUGGACAGAAACUUCGUCAAGGGAGACUUCCUGAGCCGCGCUUUGGACGCAGAGAAGGAGAGCAAAGAGAUGUUCUCCAUGCUCAACGGCACCUUUUGCGCAAAAAUGUCAACCGUGGGAGAGAAUUUCCUCUACCAGGUGUCAGACGGAGCCGAGGUGGUGCGCUCCGUCGUCAGCCCCUCCGGCAAGCUCGUGAACUGCUCUGUUAUUGUGAACCAGAUGCAGGUGAAGUCCUUCAUGCACGAGUGCAGGUUGGGGCUGAAAGAGCAGAGAGCCGCGCGGCAGCUCGAGACGCGUUUUGCGCGCAUGAAUGAAGCCAAACUGAUGUGCCGGGAGUUUAAACAGAGGUCCGGGCGCAGCGACAGGGUGGAGACGGACGACUGCGAUGACUCUGCGCUGCAGAACAAGGUUUUAAAAAGAUCCAAGAGAGGGUUUACUUAUCCUGGGACCCUGUGGUGUGGAGCCGGUAACAUGGCUGACAACUAUGACCAGCUGGGAAACUUUGCAGAGACGGACAGUUGCUGCCGUACUCAUGACCACUGUCCUCAUGUCAUCCACGCCUUCUCCUCAAAUUAUGGCCACACUAAUUUCAAGUGGCACUCCAUCUGUCAUUGUGACUGCGAUAAUACGCUGAAAGACUGUUUGAGGAAAGUCAAUGACACAUCUUCCAGGGUUGUCGGUCAGGCUUUCUUCAAUGUUAUCGGUGUGCCUUGUUUUGAGUUUGCCUAUGAAGAACAGUGUGCGGAGCGGCACUGGUAUGGCCUGUGUAAACGAUAUGAUAAGUUCCCCGUCGCUGUGCUGAAAGAGGCAGUUCCGUAUGACUUUGGUGGUAUUGACGUCAUCGAUGUGCUGACGUUGGCUCCUCCCAAGAAGGAAGAUUCCAAGAAAAGUGAGGAAGAAGAGAAACCGGAGACUACGACUCAGUCUACCAUGUCAGGCCCUGAAGAGCCUUCACUCACAAACGUCGUCACUGCUGCCGAGGACUUCAUCAAGGUCCUCGCCACUGUCUCCACCUCUCAAAGCUCCACCGCCGACUCUGAAAAAGACGAGACGCAAAGCUCAGAGAAGAAGAAGAGGAAGAACACAGGGAAGAAGAAGAAAACCACCAAGAAGCAAAAAGGAAAAGGAAAGGGGAGGAAAAGAAAGCUGAAAGCAGAGGCAGGUGUUAAAGCAGAGGAAGGAGCUGCAGUUUCUCCCUCUGGCAACAAAGCAGGGGAAGUCAUCGCACUGAGUAACUUCAUCAGUCAGUCGCACAAACAUGAAGAGUCAAGUAGAAACACAAACAGAGUCGGUGGCAAUGAAUAUGAGCGCGGAAGGAAAGAAGAACCCUCCAAUGAAGUCAUGAAAGAUGAACCAGCGAUGGAUAAGGAAACUGUUUCCAUUACGUCAUCCACGAUAGUCCAGAAGAAGCCAGCAGAGUCGCAAACUGAUGCCUUGACAGAAAAAAAUUAUGCAUCAUCAAACACAACUUCUGUUCCACAUAAAGCAAAAUCCAGAGGGCUAAGAAAGGGGAGGAGAAAGAAGAUCAAGAAUGUUCCUCUUCCACCUUCUGAGGCGUUUGUAACGAACACAGCAGACGACAACGUCUCUGUCCCCAGCAUCAAUACCUCAACCUCAACAGAUCAACCUGAGCAACAAAGCCCUGGGAGAAUCUUUGACGAGCGACCUGUCGUCAGCACAGCCAGUAGUCCCAUUGUAAUCCCCAAAGUCAAAAGGAACAGGUCAAAGGAGAGAGGAGACAGAGAGGGAAAGAAAAAAAGGAAGAAAGUCAGCUGGGCCGCUCCCAUUGUGUCUAUAGCCCACGAAAAUUCCUCUGUGGACAAUCUGAAAAUGAUCCCUCUCGCCGGGGCUCCCACCGUAACACAGGUCCCCACCACAGAACAGCAGGUUUCACACAGGCUGGACAUUUAUGGCGGGAAAACAGUCACCCGCAUUACAGCUCUGAACUCUUCCUUCAGUGUAUUGAAAAAGCUAAGGUCAAAAGUGAGACGACUGAGAAGGAGGAAAACAGCUUUGCCCCCUUCCGGGGAAAAUCCAUUUUAUCACAACAGCUCUGAAAAUGUGCUCACUAUUCUCACAACUCCAGACGCUGGUGCACUGAACAGCCCUGCAACGACUGCUGCGGUUGGCUGGCCUGCGGAAAAAAUAGAAACUCACAGAAAAUGGAGGCUUUUUACAACAGCUGCAACUAAUAUCAGUACAAAACGACACAGGCAGACAAUCAGACAGCAGAGAAAACCAAGAAAGAAAGCCGUGCCUGUUGCCCUCAGCGACCAAGUUCCUAUCCCUGAACAAACUGAACAUACACCAAUGACAUUUACAACCGUGUCAUCCAAAGUCACCACUCCUGAAGGGCUCAGUCUGCAGAGAUCUGAAAAGCCCAGCAUGACCACCUCAGUUACUCCCACCAUGAGCCCAAUCCAGUUAUCUAUUGAAAGAGCAAAAGCACAAUUCACCAGGAAGAAGAGGAGGAAAGCAGCACUGUCUAUCAGACACCAAUGAGCUAUGCAGCAAAAGCAUAGCAGCAUAGGCUUAAAAAUUAAAAAAAAAGGCAACUUAGCUGGCUAGGCUAGCUUCUGUUGAUCAGAUAAACUUGCUUCAUGAUGACUUAAAGACAGUACAUUAAAAUAUUUACAGUAUAAUGUUCUUUGGUUCAGCAUUUAAAUCACAGAAAAUGACAGAAAUCACAUUUCAUUGUUAUAUGAGAAUCGUGUUUUGUAAUACUUUGUUCUGCAUGUCUAUAAUAAAAUUUAUGAAUGAUUAUA
Messenger RNA from Seriola aureovittata, 5346 nucleotides. RefSeq names its product protein interacting with cyclin A1 (gene proca1). Gene Ontology annotation, molecular function: A2-type glycerophospholipase activity. Lineage: Eukaryota; Metazoa; Chordata; Actinopteri; Carangiformes; Carangidae. Bases 2549 to 5083 code for a protein of 844 amino acids. Gene Ontology annotation, biological process: phospholipid metabolic process; arachidonate secretion. The transcript has 4 exons. The record is from RefSeq and is a predicted model, not a curated record.